This is a messenger RNA of Lepisosteus oculatus (spotted gar), 1504 nucleotides long. RefSeq names its product AHA1, activator of heat shock protein ATPase homolog 1a (gene ahsa1a). Gene Ontology annotation, molecular function: ATPase activator activity; protein-folding chaperone binding. Gene Ontology annotation, cellular component: cytosol. The record is from RefSeq and is a predicted model, not a curated record. Gene Ontology annotation, biological process: protein folding; positive regulation of ATP-dependent activity. NCBI's taxonomy places the organism in Eukaryota, Metazoa, Chordata, Actinopteri, Semionotiformes, Lepisosteidae.
AUUCCUUUUAUAAUAAGGCAAACUCCUACCACUUGAAUACAAAUCCAUGAUUAAGAUAACUGGUGCUACACGGCGGCACAAUUAAUUUACCGCAAAAGCGCAUUUAGAUAUAUAUUAGCUGUGACCAGAAUCGAUUUCUGUACUGUCUGAAUUGUCAUGGCCAAGUGGGGAGAAGGAGACCCUCGUUGGAUCGUAGAGGAAAGAGCGGAUGCCACCAACGUUAACAACUGGCACUGGACAGAGCGAGAUGCCACAAACUGGUCGUCAGACAAGCUGAAGGACCUGCUGAUGGCCGUGCAGGUGGAGAACCAGGAGGGGAGAUGUGAGGUGACCGAAGUGAGCAAAAUAGAAGGAGAAGCCUCCAUCAACAACCGCAAAGGGAAACUCAUUUUCUUCUAUGAGUGGGAUCUAAAAAUGACUUGGACCGGUGUAUCAAAAUCCGGAAUAAAGUAUAAAGGAAGUGUAGAGGUUCCAAACCUGUCUGAUGAAAAUGAUAUGGAUGACUUAGAUAUAUCUGUCUCGCUUGCUAAAGAUGAACCAAACACACCUUUGACCGAACUGAUGAAGACAGAAGGCGCAAGAAAAGUGCGACAGGCACUGGGAGAUUACGUACAAUCACUAAAAACUGAGUUCACUCAAGGCAUGAUUUUGCCCACUGCCAAUGGCAUGAACAAAUCUUCAGCAUCACAAUCCAAAGCAAAGCUGGAUACGCCCCAGAUUGCCCCUGGUAGUUCUGUUUCUUCAGCCAAUGCGGGAGUGAAGAUCCCCACUUGCAAGUUCAGUUUAAAGGAGACUUUCUUGACUUCACCAGAGGAGCUCUACAGAGUCUUCCUCACUCAAGAGAUGGUGCAGGCUUUCACCCACUCAGCUGCUGUUGUUGAUGCUGAUAAAGGUGGAAAGUUCAAACUUCUGGAGGGUAAUGUCUGUGGUGAAUUUUUAGAGCUGGUUCCAGAAGAAAAAAUAGUUAUGAAAUGGAGAUAUAAGACCUGGCCUUGUGAGCAUUAUGCAACGAUCACAGUAAAUUUCAUUGAUCGAAGCGGCGAGACUGAACUCAGGGUGGAGUGUAAAGGAGUACCAGUGAGUGAAGAGGAACGGACCAAACAGGGCUGGCAACGAUACUACUUUGAGGGCAUAAAACAGACUUUUGGUUAUGGGGCACGACUUUAUUGAAGACUCUGUACUGUAUAGUAUUGUAAUAAUGACUUUUGAACUCAAACAGAAGCUUCAGUCACCUGUUCAUUUGUGUGUACAUGCUUUCAUUUUUAGCACAGUUGUUCAGUCACAUGCUGCUAUAUGGCAAAUACGAAGGAACUGUGCCUUUUUAGAGGAAGUCAUUUUAAGGAGUUGUAAAUUGGAGCUUAUUGUGUGAAUAUAUUAUGAUAAAACUGGUUAACCACUGACCUGUCCAUUUUGAUGGUAAAAACAUACAUGGGUAGGAUUGCCAUGUCUUGGCUUAUACGUGUCCACAAGAUGUCUGGUGUUAAUAAAUGUGAUUUUUACUCAG